Closterium sp. Yama58-4 is the source of this 669-nucleotide messenger RNA. Lineage: Eukaryota; Viridiplantae; Streptophyta; Zygnematophyceae; Desmidiales; Closteriaceae. The record is from the annotation of a GenBank genome assembly.
AUGGCGCUCUUCGAGUUUGCGCGAAAUGGACGUCUUUUCUGCCAUGCCAUGCCACUUCUUGCUGCCGUGGCGCUCACCCAGUGGAUGCUAGCGUGCCACGUCAGCGCGCAGCCUGGGCCAAUUACGUUCCGCGCGCGCAUCAGCAACACGUCGCUGGUGGGCAUCACUCCCGCGGGCCGACCAGCGCCAGCGUCCAUCGUGGCGCAGGCCAACGCCACCGGCACCAUCGCCGCCUUCUCCCCCACGCUCAACCUCUCCACCUCGAAGGUGCCGCCAUUCGCCAUCGACCAGACGUACGGCUCCUUCCAGUCCGCGUGGACCGUGCCCACUGCCACGUGGCGCGCUGUGAGAGGCUUCUUCGCCCCCAGCAGGGACUUUGGCGGCGGCCCCUUUGCUGCCAGCAACCUGACGGCCCCCCUGGCGUCGUUUGGCUUCGUUAACGGCCACCUGAGCACUGUGGCAGCGAACCAGUCGCGGGUGCACCUCUUUAUCAACUCCACCGCCGUCUUCACUGCCCGGCAGCUGCUGCUGACAGCCAAUGCAUCGGCGUCAAUAAUGAACAUAGUGAUGGGGCAGGGCCACGUGCGCAUACGCAUUCUCCUCACCGGCCUUGCUGACAACCCCUGCGCCGUGGCCCCCACGCCUCCCUCGUCACGCCCACGCCCUUGA